GUUGUCAGGGCGAUCGUGUUUAACUACACAAAAGAAAUGUACCUAAUUUAAUAACAAAAUGUCAAAUUCAAGUGAUAUAUGAUAAAUUAAGUGUUAUAGCUGCUAUUAAGUUGCGUAUUUAUAAAAUUCGAAGCAAUUAAAUUGGAAAUCAUACAGAUAUAUUUUGACAUGCGGAUUUUAUUAUUUGGCAUGCUGCUGUAAUUUAUGUGGCAACCCUGCCUGAUUUCCGCAUCACGCUCGUCCUUUUACUUUGGCCGCCCUGUUUGGGUCACUUUGUACACAAAAUUUACAAUCAAAUUUAGCAAAAAUCCUGGAUAAGCGAUGCUGUCAACGCACUUCCAGUAGACUGUGAAUCCUAUUUUGCAACGUACUGUAGUCACGCAUCAGGCUAACACAAUGAAUCCUGUUGCACCUAAUAGUAUUACAAUAUGCCUUCCGCCCUCACUAAGUCUGUCUGAGAUAAAUGCUGACAAUCUGAGAAAUGUUGUGGAAGCUGCGUGUCAGGGCUCACAUGAUGCAUUCAACCAAGAUGGAGAGAUCAUUCUCUACGUCAAGGAGCAGGAUAUGGACCUGGACCCUCAGUACAUUUAUGAGCAAGUGGGCCCUGAGUUUCCAGAGAAACUGGAACAAGGUAUGUUAAUUGAUCCAAUGAGUGACAUCUCAGAGUCUACUCUAAUUCAGCUUCAGGAGACGGGCUUGCUACCCCAGGAGACAAUAAUGCUGCCAGCUCAGGAUAGUGUCAUGAGCACUGGUUUACUCCCCCAACCAGACACGAACAUUAUACCUGUCCACUCCAGCGACCAACCUGUUGAAAUACAAGAAAAAAACUAUGUUUUCCCCCCAACCAAUUUUGUCAAGGCCAGUGUUUCCCCAAAGCUAGAGACUAAAACUUCUGGUGUGACCAAAUUGCCCUUUGCCCCCAAGAAUCCCGUCACUCCUAAAAUAGAAGUGGAGGAUGAGGAUGAUGAAGAGGCUGAACCAAUCAAAAGUGGACCUGUCAAGUUUGAUUAUGAAAAGUUAAAAAAACAAAAGUUGACGGGACCCCAGGGUUCAAAGAUAUUUGGCUGUAAUGUGUGCACCUACAGGUCUGCCACAAGAACCCUGCUGAGACAGCACAUGAUCAUCCAUGCUGACAAGAAGUUCCAGUGCAAAGAGUGCAAGUACCGGUGCCACACUGCCAGCCAUUUGAAGCGCCACAUGUUCACACAUUCUGAGAGCAAGCCCAUCCUCUGCUCCCAGUGUGGCUACUCCUGCACCCAAAACUUCCAGAUGAAAGCUCACCUGAUCCAGCAUGAAACAGACACUCCUUUUGUCUGUAAAAUCUGCAGUGCUGUCUACAAAAAGGAAGAAAGCCUGAAGGUACACAUGCUGGGACAUGAGAACGUGACCAAAUUUCGUUGUGCCCAGUGUAACUAUGCAGGCAAUCGCUAUGGUGAUUUCAAGAGACAUGUGCUGACCCAUUCCAGUGAGAAACCUUUGAAAUGUACAGUUUGCAGCUACACGUGUAUACGUCAGUGGAGGCUCAAAGCUCAUAUGAAAAUUCAUUCCCAGGAUAAACCACUGCUGCGGUGUGAUUUAUGUGACUUUACAUGCCUGAGUGCACCUCGUCUUAAAGACCACAAAGUUGCACAUACAAAUGAAGGGGUCAUCAGGUGUGAAGAGUGCAACUAUGUCUGUACCCAGCCCUCGCGUUUGAGGCGCCACAUGAAGACCCACACAGCAGCCCCACAGAAGACCUACACUGGCACCACAUUUCCUCCGGCAUACCAGCAGAAAAUGGAGCUGGAGCAGGCAGAAGCUGAGGCCGAGGCUAAUAACCCAACUUCCUAUCUGAGCAUUCCCACUGGCCAGGCUCUAGAGAUGGAGGCUGACUGGGGUACAGAGCAGCUGGACGAGGAUCAGUUCAGCGCAUUUGCUGCGUUUGCUGGCAAACAACUGGGAGAGACCUACACCAUCACCACCACAGAUGGUGGCCAGACAUACAUCAUUCAGACAGAUUCGCCAGAACAGUUUGCUCAGCAGCUUGCCCAGGCACAAUUUGAGCAGGUCCAGCAGAUAGACAACUUACAAGAAUCCGUUCCAGAUUUCCAUGAAAUUCAGGAAGAUGUCAAACCAAGCCCCUCCAAAUUAAAACUGUUCAGUACACCGGAUGCGCCUCCAGUCAACAAGCCCCCCAUCAAUCAUUCAAAGUCCAAAAGGUUCCACUGUGAGCUGUGUGACUUCUCAUGUGACUAUAAAUCUACAUUUUCAGCUCACCAGAAGAAACAUUCUACCGUCAAGAAAUACAAGUGUGCCCACUGUGAGUACAUGUGUAAUGACACGUCACGCAUGAAGGAUCAUCUGCUGUGUCACACUACUGAUAAAAUGUUUACUUGUACGCUGUGUGAUUUCUCCUGUAAGCGUAAAAUGGGCCUGAAAGAUCACAUGAAAGUGCACACAGGAGAGAAGCCAUACCAGUGUAAAGAAUGUGAAUAUACCUGUCGUUCAUCUGAAGGGCUCAAAUCUCACAUGUCCAAGCACUUUGGUGUCAAGCCUUACACCUGUGAACUGUGUGGUCAAGGAUGUUCCUCCGCUUACCUCCUGAAGAAACACAAGUUUAUCCAUGGAGAAAAACCCCUCCAGUGUACAUACUGUGAGUACAAGUGUAUCCAGAAAAAACAGCUGACAAACCAUUUGCUGCAGCACAAGUAUCAGCACCCCUUCUGUUGUAGUCUGUGCAGCGCCACCUACAAGAAGGAAGAAAGUCUGAAGAUUCACAUGAUGUCCCACCAGAACAUCAAGAAAUUUGCCUGCAACUUGUGCAACUACGCAGGCAACCGCGCAGCAGAUUUCCGCAGGCACAUGUUGACACACUCCAGCUCUAAGCCCCUCCAGUGCCCACAGUGCUCCUACUCCUGUAUUCGCCAGUCACGAUUGAAGGCCCACAUGCUUAUUCACUCACAAGACAGGUGCCUUAAUCGCAAGCCUGGAGUCCCCCAACCUAAGGCAUAUCGCUGUGCAUUCUGUGAUUUCUGUUGUACUCGUACAUCCAGGCUAAAGUCUCACUUAUCAAAGGUGCACCUUGAUUUGCCGGACAAUGUCAUCUUCAGCAUAGACUUUAAACAAAUUGAAACUCAGUAAUUUUCUCUCUUCUAUGUAGUAGUUUUUGACCACUUAUUACGUGAUACCCAUUUUUUUUCUUUUCUUUCUUUAUUUUGUUAAUGAAUGUACAUUUUUUUUCUGUUACAUUAUAUCAAUAAAAGCAAUGUUACUAAACUUACGUUAAAUAAUCACACACGUUUCUAAAUA
Molecule: messenger RNA, 3288 nt
Organism: Physella acuta
Lineage: Eukaryota; Metazoa; Mollusca; Gastropoda; Physidae
Product: endothelial zinc finger protein induced by tumor necrosis factor alpha
Biological process (GO): regulation of transcription by RNA polymerase II
Cellular component (GO): nucleoplasm
Molecular function (GO): RNA polymerase II cis-regulatory region sequence-specific DNA binding; DNA-binding transcription repressor activity, RNA polymerase II-specific
Source: RefSeq, a predicted model, not a curated record